CUUUACGCCAUGCACGGGCAUGACAACGGAAGACACCUGUGACCGCUGCGAGGUGUGUGUAAACGUGGAAGGGAUAACAUGGCUACCGCCUGGUGACGUUCUGUUCGCCGUGGUGAUAUCAGAUGCUCGGAAAAACAUCUGGCGACUAUCUGGCGACGUGCUGUCAAUAGCGUUUCGUCGAAAGGGUAUCGUGCGGAUAGAUAAAAACUGUCCUUGUAGGCCUGUGCUGUGAAUGAACGCGAUGAUGAACAUGUGGAAAGUGCGGGAGCUGAUGGACAAGGCGACUAAUGUCGUCAUGAAUUACACGGAAACAGAGGCCAAAGUUAGGGAGGCAACUAAUGACGACGCAUGGGGUCCCACAGGCGCAAUGAUGCAAGAACUUGCUCAGGCUACAUUCACAUACGAACAGUUUCCAGAAGUAAUGUCCAUGCUCUGGAAAAGAAUGUUGCAAGAAAAUAAACGAAACUGGCGACGAACGUACAAGUCGUUACUUCUUCUUAAUUACUUAGUCCGCAAUGGCUCGGAACGAGUCGUCACGUCGUCACGCGAACAUAUUUAUGAUCUCAGAUCUUUAGAAAAUUACACGUGCAUCGACGAAUUUGGGAAGGAUCAAGGAAUAAAUAUUAGACAUAAAGUUAGGGAAUUAAUUGACUUUAUUCAAGACGAUGAUAAACUUAGGGAGGAAAGGAAAAAGGCCAAGAAAAAUAAAGACAAAUACGUUGGUUUAUCGAGCGAAGCGAUGGGAAUGAGAUUUGGGGGUGGCGAUAGAUGGAUGGACAAUCCCAAGUGGAACAAAUCCGGCGCAGAGACGUAUAAUGACUGGGACAAUCAUGGAAACAAUCGUGGAAAAGGAUUCGAGGAUGCGAACAACAGCGACGAUGGCGAAAGAGAAGACUCGGACAAUGAUACUAGCCCAAAGAAAAGUGGAAGAGAAUACAGAGACACGUUGGACAAUACAAACCAAAUCGGUAAAUCUGCUCAAAUAUCUGCACCUUCUGCAAACGCAUCCCCCGCACGGACAGCGAGAAAUAUUAAGAAAGUAGAUCUCGGAGCAGCGGCGAAUUAUGGAAAGGAGCAAUCUAAUAAUAGUGCACCAGUACAACAAAGUAAUAAUUUAUCAUCGCCGACAAAUCAGCAGAAGACGAAAAAUGACAUAUUAAACGAUAUUUUUGAAUCACAGAGUGAUAAUAACAGAUUGGACGACGAUGAUUUCAAUCCACGAGCGAGCACUCAAUCUUUCGUUCAGCCGCAAAAUGCGAAUUUAGAAUUCGGCGAUUUUGCUAGCGCGUUUAAUAAUUCCGCGACGGUCAAGACAAAGGAAAGCAACGACGAAUUUGCCGACUUUACAUCUGCCUUUAAUAAUGUAACGAUAUCUAAUCCUCCAAGCCAGCCUCAAUUGCCACAAUCGCCACAAUCGCAAAUCAAUUUGAUGGGUGUAACAAUACCAAUUGUAAAUAAUCCAAAUAAUGUGAACGUCAGUAAUGCAAUGUACGCCAAUACAAUGCAAACAGGCACGACAGCGUUCACCGGAAGCGCCGUUAUCGAAAAUCCGAAAACGUCUAACGAUCUAUUUGAUUUAUCACCGCAGGAUCUUAAUAAUCAAAUAACGAAUAACAAUACAGUGACUUCAAAUACAGAUCUCUUGUCGGACUUGGAUAGUUUAAAUGCCCCCGCUAUGAGGUUACCUGACGGGCGAGUAAGCGGUUCUAACAAUUCAAACAUUUUUAUGGGUAUGAAUAACACACCUUCCAACGCCGUUAAUUACACAGCUCAUAAAAACGAAGAGAACGUUGCGACGGCCGAGAAUCUUUCGAAUAAUGCCGCCAAUCAAUUGUUGGAAGUGUUAUGCACCAUGUGCCGUAUUAAAAGUCGCACCGAUCUGGAAAGAAUAAGAUCAUCCGUUUCGAACUACAUCAGAUUUUUACCAGGGCCUCUCACUCCUCAAAAAUAUAACGGUCUUGAUUCCGAUACGAAAGUGGAUGCCAUAUUGUACGGAAGAAUUUUGGAGGAAAUUAUCGACAAGUUUGAUCACGAUUGGCCGUUAAGCAAUGAUGGCUUGGAUUCCACGAUCAAGAAGUUGAUAAUUGUCGACGGUGCAACAGUCUUCAUGUUAUCGGAGUCUUUGCGGGCUCUGACCACCGCUUUAAACGAAUCGAAAAAUCAGAGCAAAAUUCGCGUUAUCUCAGUAAUAUUGGAAGAUCUGUUGAAGAGCGAUGCAAUAUUUUCGGCAGUAGUGGAUGUAUGCAGACACGAAACGCAAUCCUGCAUGCAGCAGGAGGAACUAGAUCAAACUUGGCGAAGUACAAUACAAAUAUUGAUCUCCCUGCCCAAUCGCGUGUCUAAUAAACUACAGUUUGACACGUCGAAAUUCUACACGCCACAAAUUUACAUGAAGAUGCUCUGUUUCCAUAUAUCUUGCGCGAUAUCGUUCGUCAACGAUGGAUUAUGCAAAUACGACAUUAAGCCAAGAAUAGUCGGACUUUCAUCUUUAAUCAGCAAGAUUAUAAUUAGUCUAAAGCCAAGUAAUUUUACGUGCUUCGUCGACAUCUUCGAGGAGUGGUGUUUUGAAAAUAAGAAAAAUGAGCGGCGCUUCGUCGAAAGUAUAUUUCGCGAAUUAGAUUCAGCCGCCAUUGAAUACGUAGCCAUAUUAUUUUUGAAGCAUUGCGAUCCUAAGCUCGGCACGCGUCCCGUUUUCGGAAAUUUAUUGACGGAAUCAAAUUGGAAGUACAUUUUAACGACCAAAAUUCCUCUAAUGCGUUAUUACGAGGACGAGAAGCUAGUUGUAAACUUAAUUUUCUACUUGGCGUCUUUUUUGAACGAAAAUUGUAUCUUAUCGGAAUUGUUAAUUAAACUCUUAGAGGUUUGGAGCGACGGGAGUAUUUUGAAUCACACAUCUAUGGAGCAGCAGAAGUAUAUUACGCAGUUAAUUAUUUUAUCUGUAAAAGUGUGUAAAGAUCGUCUAAAGGAUGACGAAAGAAAGCAGUGCGAAAAGCUAUUGCUGUCUGGAGUAUCUGUUCAUCUUGAGUGCACAGAUACAAAUAUAAGAGCGAUGGGCAUGUUGACCGGCGAGAUUUGUAUAAACUUAUUGUCUAACAUAGAUGAUGAAUCGAAAUUGAAGUUCGAAUAUGACAAGAUGCCUGUAAAAGUGUCAGAAUUACUCGAGUCUCUGAAGAAUUUAAAUGCGUUCGCAUCGACCGUAGAUCUGCAAGAACAAUACGAGCGAAGCGGCGAUUUGAUUACUGAAAGUAUUAUUUUCGAUUCUCUGAGUAGCAGGAAAAUCUAUGAAUUAGGCAUCGACUGCGGUAUUUUAUCCAGAUUCGAGAGUCCGUCGAAUGGAAAAGUUGAAAAUAACACGCAGUUGGCGACAAAUGGCGCGAUAAAGGAUCAUCUAGUGACGAAAAACGAGUCGAAGCAACAGGUGGAACAAAAUAGCGAUGAUUCGGAUGACGUGGACAGCGACGAUGAUUUAGUUCCUUACGAUAUGAGUGACAACAAACCAUUUAGCAAGGUGCGCCCGACAUAUUUGCGUGAUGUGCUCAACAAUUUAACGGAUGACAAGACCAUUUCCAAUCCCGACAUUUUCUCUGAAUCCCUGCUGGCAUGCGAAGAAUUAAUACUAACGCAGCUGCCGAACGACGAUGCAUCCUUCGCAAUAGAACUCCUGUCACUUCUCGCCACGCUGAGGCAACAGUCUUACGUCGAGGACUUUGAACUCGUGAUUUUCAAAUGUUGCGUGGCGAUUGUGACUGUGCGUCCGAAGGAAUGCGCCGAAUUCCUGUGUAAAGAGUUUUACGAGGACGUCGGGAAGUACUCGCUGAACCAGCGCUUGCUGUUUCUGAAUAUACUGGCCGAAUCUGCGAAACAGCUGUCAAAAAUCGACGUCGGCAGCGCGGACAGCGCCGACGACGCCAUCGAUGCAGCGAUUAAGGAGAAACGAAUUCCGAGCCGUAUAUCGCUUUUCAUCGACGCGGAGGAACGUAAAAAGCAACAAGUGUGGUACGAUGAGGACGUCGAUCUGGAAAUGACGGAGAGUGGAUCUGCAAACUGGCGAGAAGUCGUCGACAAAAGAAUCGAGUCGCGCACGAGACGAUUCGCGCAUAAUUCCAAGUCUCCCAAGAUAUAUGUCAAUCACUUCGGCAAUGUCGUAUCGUCAUUUUUCUAUCCGCUUUUGUACGGCUUCGGCCGUCACGAUAAGCUGAAAGAUUUAAAGGUUUAUGCGGAUCAAGAAAAUAUCCUACUGCUACGUUUCUUGAAAACGUUAUCUGCCAUAAUGUUGGCGGCGCAGAACUGUCCAUUGGCAUUGAAGAUGGGCAAGGAGAUAUUGGAGCUCACGUGGACGUUGCGGAUUCACGAUGAAGCGACAGUGAGAUUAGCUGUUACGGAAAAUAUCGGAUCCGUGCUCGUCGCGGUGCCGAAAGACGCUGUCGUCGACGAACUGUCUGAGCUACUGCUGGAAAUAAGAGAGUGGCUUCUGUUGUCGCAAAAUGUCAUUUACGGCGAACACGAUGCAAAUUGUAGAGCUCUGAAUGCAAAAGUGCUGUCCUUUAUCGAUACAAUUAUCGGCUCGACGUUAACUAAAGUAUAAAUUAGUCAGGCAUGUAUAACAAUGAACUUGUUAUCUCAUAUUACUUAUAAGAAAAAUUUUCUGCAGUAUUAUGUUCGUAUGUACAUUAUGUAUGAAUACAUUUACGUAGGACGUUUUGUUUUAGAAUUAAUUUUCUUGCUUACAAAAAUUAUGCAAAUAUUGCGUUGUAAUCGAUGAUACUCUAAACGAGAGUGCACACGUAUGUCGUUAAUGAAAGCUUUUGAUUUCACUGGCUAAAAUGUUCAACAUGUAUUUGUAUGAAUCUGUGUAAUAUAAAACAAACUUAUGUAUAAUCCAAUUAAUACAAUAAUUACAUCAUAA
This is a messenger RNA of Linepithema humile (Argentine ant), 4906 nucleotides long. RefSeq names its product clathrin interactor lqfR (gene lqfR). Lineage: Eukaryota; Metazoa; Arthropoda; Insecta; Hymenoptera; Formicidae. The record is from RefSeq and is a predicted model, not a curated record. Gene Ontology annotation, biological process: protein stabilization; telomere maintenance via telomerase. Gene Ontology annotation, molecular function: Hsp90 protein binding; telomeric repeat DNA binding. Gene Ontology annotation, cellular component: cytosol.